Pygocentrus nattereri (red-bellied piranha) is the source of this 5257-nucleotide messenger RNA. It is a transcript of the gene sik1, whose product is annotated as salt-inducible kinase 1. Gene Ontology annotation, molecular function: protein serine/threonine kinase activity; ATP binding; tau-protein kinase activity. The transcript has 14 exons. Gene Ontology annotation, cellular component: cytoplasm. The record is from RefSeq and is a predicted model, not a curated record. Gene Ontology annotation, biological process: intracellular signal transduction; protein phosphorylation; microtubule cytoskeleton organization. Bases 222 to 2681 code for a protein of 819 amino acids. Lineage: Eukaryota; Metazoa; Chordata; Actinopteri; Characiformes; Serrasalmidae.
GAGAGAGAGAGUGGAAGACCAGCAGACAGAGCUAAAGAGCUCAGCGGCGCGCGGCUCCGUUUCAGCCUCCGCGAGAGUGGAAUGAGUUUUAAACCCCAGCCAGAGACACGAAUCAGCCGCGGAGGGAGGAGGAGGAAGGCGCUCGUGCUGUAGGGCACCAUUACCAAAUAAAAGUCCUCCGAAAAGCCUUUGCUGCAGGAAAACCCACAAACGCCUCCAUCAUGGUGAUCAUGAGAGAGAACAGUGCGAGUUGUGAGCCCACCGCUGCCCAGGGAAGGCCUCUCCAAGUGGGCUUCUAUGAAAUUCUCCGCACACUGGGCAAAGGAAACUUCGCUGUGGUCAAACUCGCCAGGCACAAAGUGACUAAAACGCAGGUUGCCAUAAAAAUAAUAGAUAAGACACGACUGAACUCCUCCAAUCUGGAGAAAAUCUACAGGGAGGUUCAGAUCAUGAAGCUGCUGAAUCACCCGCACAUCAUCAAGCUUUAUCAGGUCAUGGAGACCAAAGACAUGCUGUACAUCGUAACAGAGUAUGCAAAAAACGGAGAAAUGUUUGACUACUUGACGUCCAAUGGACGGAUGAGUGAGGCUGAAGCACGGAAAAAGUUCUGGCAGAUUCUGACAGCUGUGGACUACUGCCACCGGCACCACAUCGUCCACCGGGACCUCAAAACCGAGAACCUGCUGCUUGAUGCCAACAUGAACAUCAAACUGGCAGACUUUGGGUUUGGAAACUUCUAUAAAGCCGGUGAACCUCUCUCCACUUGGUGUGGCAGCCCUCCAUACGCCGCCCCUGAAGUUUUUGAGGGAAAAGAGUACGAGGGCCCACAGCUGGACAUUUGGAGUCUGGGUGUGGUAUUGUAUGUGCUGGUAUGUGGCUCCCUGCCUUUUGAUGGAGACAGUCUGCCUGCACUGAGACAGAGGGUGACAGAGGGACGCUUCAGAAUACCAUUCUUCAUGUCAGAAGACUGUGAGAAUUUGAUCCGGAAGAUGUUGGUGGUUGACCCGGCCAAGCGCAUCACCAUAGCUCAGAUCAAGCAGCACCGCUGGAUGCUGGCUGACCCCAGCGCACCCCACCAGGCGCUCUCGCACUCUCUUAGUGACUACAAUUCCAACUUGGGCGACUACAGUGAGCCUGUGUUGGGCAUCAUGCAAACAUUGGGCAUCGACAGGCAGAGAACUGUGGAGUCUCUUCAGAGCAGUAGCUACAAUCACUUCUCUGCCAUCUACUACCUGCUGCUGGAGAGGGUCAAGGAGCACCGCACCCAGCAGCUGAACCGGCAGUGCGGGGCGUGGAACCAGAGGAGCAGGAGCACAUCUGAUUCCUCUGGCCCAGAGGUGAUCAUGGAGUCAUCUGACAGCUUCCACACAGCCUUCCCCGUUGCUGCUAAGAUGAACCCACCAGUCCAAUCACAAAUAGAGUGUGAACAAGGAGGUCUAUUUCAGCGGGUGGUGUGCCCAGUAGAGGCUAGUCUGAAUGGGCUGCUGUGGAACCGCUCCAUUUCCCCCAACAGCCUCCUGGAGACCACCAUCAGUGAGGAGGUGCGACCGGGAGACCUGGAAGAAGAGGAGGGAGCCCUGCAGGCUCCGCCCCCACCACUCACAAGCACCGCCUCCCGCAGGCACACCCUUGCUGAGGUCUCGGCCCGUUUCCAUCAGUGCAACCCACCAUGUAUUAUCAUCAGUCCCUCGGAUGGAGCCUCCUCGGACAGCUGUCUGAAGUCUUCAUCUAACCCAGCCCCAGCCCUGUCCGCUGCCGCAGCAAGAGACCUUUCAGCCCUGCUGUCCUCCGGGAUUGGACCUGGUGCCUCAGGACCUGUCGGAGCCCCUCUCGCCCUUUCCUCUAAUCGGCUUCUGCAGAAUCAGGGCAGUCUGCAUGCGGUCAGCUUCCAGGAGGGCCGCCGGGCCUCCGACACAUCCCUCACACAAGGAUUGAAGGCUUUCCGUCAGCAACUGAGGAAGAACACCCGAGCCAAGGGCCUCCUGGGCCUGAAUAAGAUCAAGGGUCUGGCCAGACAGGUGUGCCCUCCGACCUCAUGCCCCAGAGGCAGCAGAGGGUCACUUGGGCCAACCCUGUGCCCCCCAUCAGGUUUGCAAGGCUCUGGCUGCCCCCGGGAACGUCGCAGUAUGUUGGAAGAGGUGCUGCAUCAGCAGAGGAUGCUCCAGAUCCAGCACCAGUCGCAGGUCCAGUCCCAGCCCCAGCAGCAGGCAGCCCUCUUCUUGUCCCAGUCCCACCAACUGCCACCCUCCCCUCCCUCCAACAGUCUCUUUGCCCCGGCUGCCCUGUUCUCCAACCCCCCCAGCCAGACCCCCAACCAGCCCCUAAUCCCAGUGUGCCAGCAGACCUCACUCCCACUCCAGCACAGCCUGUGGCAGCAGCAGCAGCAGAUGAAGCCUGUGGACUCCUCCUCUUCUUCUACAUCUUCCUCAUCAUCAUCCCUUUCUCCAGUAGUGUCCACCGCUCACCUCCUGGAGGCCCGUCUGCAUAUCAGCCAGCAGCCCCACCUCCAGCCUCACCCUCAGGCCCAGCACCUCCAAAACCAAACGCAGGGCCACUUCCACCUCUUGCCCCAGCAGAUGGGCUGGAGCUUGGGCACUAGCAGCAGCCCCCAGGCCUCUGAACUCCAGGAGCAGCUGGCCUGCACUGGACAACAGCUCAGCAGCUGUGUGAUGGUCAAGUAAUGGAAGUAGAAUUCAGUUGACUCCAGAAUAAAACAGAGGGGAGCUUCAAAGAUGUGCAGACGUAUAUGGGAGAAGCCCAGAAUGGACAAAAAAACAGAGAAAAAUGACUCAAAUUGAGAGAAAACCUGGCUUUUCUCCAGCAACAUGCAAUUCCAUAUCAGUGCUCUUGUGUGCAUCUGAUGCAGUGACUGAGUGGAGACAAGCAAAAGAAGAAGCAAUAACCAAACCCUUUUGAGAAGGUCCCACCCAAUACCCUCUUACGAGUAGUCUCCCAAGAACAGCAAGCAAUAAAAGACUGCGCAUCCUGUUGUCUCUGAUCCCGUAAACAUGAAACGUGUCUUCAGAGAACACAAAAGAACUGACCUGAUAACAGAAAAAUGAUUAUGUCAGAGACGGCAGGCUUUCUUCAUACAUUACAUGUAGGAAAUUAGGACGGUUAUGUCUUCCUUAAACUUGUUUUUGUCCAUUUUCUAGGUUCACUUUUACUUUUAGAGCUUUGCUGUUUUUUUCUUUUUUUCACUUCACUGGAACGACCAAAGUUGUUUUCUUCUUCUUUUUUAUUUGCCUUUCUAUGUUGUUUUAUACCAGUCCUUCAAAGAAAAUGUAGUAUCAUUUAUGAGUUAUCCUAAACUUCCAAAACAAAUCCUGCAAUUUCUUAAACUGCAAUGUGAAGAUACGAGCUGAGCGCAAUAUUAGGCGAACUAGAGCUGCUUUAUUAUGAGGCGAGAGGUACGUUUAUCAUGCGGAAAGCAAAGCUAGCUUAAAAAAAAAGCACAAUAGGUACUGCCCUUAAGUUCCGUUAGAUCAGCUGACCGUAAGAUGCGAGAGUGCAUGUGUAAAUGUGUCUGUGCGUGUGUGAUUAUGACCUCCUAUGCUGCUCAGCGCUGUGUCAUGCCUAGACUCAGACACUCUGCAAUGCUGAACGCACACCAGAAUAGCUCUUGUUGUAUGCUUGUGUUUUUUUGCUGAUUUAAUGCUUGGGUUAGAAGUUGCUGUCCAGCUUUUGUCACUUGAUUUCGGACCCACUCAUCAGAAAAAGAAAGAAAAGGCUGACGCUUACUUCUAUAAUCAUAUCACUACCUCCUCCUUCACCAGUAACUCCCUUCACGCUGCGCUAUGUGCACUCUGAAAACAUAAAGGUUCCUUAGUGGGCUUGGACAUUCAGUUCUAGGAAAAACAGUUUGUACAUUAGGAAGAGGUUCUUAGGGACCCCAAAAGUGAUUCUUCUAUGGUGUUCACUGAACCUAGGCACCUUUAUUUUUGUAAGAGUGCACUUGAUUUCUCUUUUUCCAGUGUGAAUUUGCUUGCUUAACCACAAGCGCGAGAACAAAGCAUACGGGAUUAGUGCAAUAUUUCACACUGACAAGUAGUACCAGGUGAAGAAGCUGAUGUAGGAAGCCAGCAGGUACUUUGUCGCCUGAUGGUGAUUUUUUUUUUCAACUUUUUUUUCUAGCUCUGAUUUUUUUCUUCUAACGAUUGUAUGAAAGUACCUGAAACUUUUGGUUCAGGGAAACAGCGCGUGGAUGUGAUUUUGCGCACUAGAGAACGAAGUCUGGCCGUUUCCGUAGUGCUCGUCUUCUUUAUGACACAGGUUGCCUUUGCGUCCUGGCUGGCUUUGAAAAACGUCAGAACUAGAGCGAGCCAGAAAGAGCAGGGAAGAGCAGGAUUUGAUCAAUGGCUGCAAGUGACAGAAAGUCCACUAUUGCACAAAGUGUAGCUUUUACAGUCCUUUACAGUAGCUGCCACUGGUAGGAGACAGAAAAGCAUUUUUUAAAUCCAUCAGUGGACGUAGAGUCUCCCCCAUCUCCAAGGGACCAUGGCUGUACUUAUUAUUAUUCAUAAUAUGCUUUUUUCCUCCACUUAGUAGCAAUAGUGUUUUUAAAUGUGCUUGAGAGACAUUGCAAUAGGUGCUAGAAGUAGAUCGCAAACAGUGUUUCUCUAUGUGAGUGUGCAUGUGUGAGUGUUUGGUAUUUAUUUGUAAUAGUGCAUUUAACAGCGGUUGUUAAAAGCACGUCCCCCACAGAUGAUUCUACUGCAUGUCUGUCGGUUUAUUGUGAUGUUUUUUUGCAAAGGUUAGUUCUUUAGUUGAACCGUACUAAACCAUGGGGAGGGUAUGGGGAAGGGGGGCUCGAAUAAGAGGCAGGUUUUGAAUCCAGUGACUGAAAAAGAUAAGCUGUGGGUGAUCAUGAGAAACAGUGUUAAUUCACCUUGUAUUUAUUUAACCCAUUUUUUGUUUGUUUGCACUCACCGCCAACACUUGUGCCUUUUUUCUGAACAAAAUGAUGAGGAACGCAAAGUUGUUUUCUGGUCUGAUUUUAGGACAUGAUAAAAAAGCACAUUGAGAAAUGUGGUCCUUACGCUUUCAGUAGAUCAGAAGCCCCUUUUUUAAUAUACUUUCUUUUACGUGUUGCUGUUUCAGAAUAAUGCACUUUAUGACGAAUAUUUCUCAUUUUCAAAAUAGUGUUGGUCUCCACUGCUGGGUUAGAAAAAUCUUCAGUGUAACUUCAGUUAUGUUACUUUUGAAACACUAUUUUUUUUUUUGUAACUGUAAAAAAAAAAAAAAGAAAAGAAAAAAA